This is a messenger RNA of Octodon degus (degu), 2181 nucleotides long. It is a transcript of the gene Capn8, whose product is annotated as calpain 8. Bases 10 to 2121 code for a protein of 703 amino acids. The transcript is spliced from 21 exons. Gene Ontology annotation, cellular component: cytoplasm. The record is from RefSeq and is a predicted model, not a curated record. Gene Ontology annotation, molecular function: calcium-dependent cysteine-type endopeptidase activity. Lineage: Eukaryota; Metazoa; Chordata; Mammalia; Rodentia; Octodontidae. Gene Ontology annotation, biological process: proteolysis.
CUAGCCUGCAUGGCGGCCCAGGCAGCGGGCGUGUGUAGGCGGCGGGCGGCUGCUGAGGGGCUGGGCUCCCACCAGAAUGCUGUGAAGUACUUGGGCCAGGACUUCGAGGCACUGAAGCAGCAGUGCUUGGACUCCGGGGAGCUGUUUAAGGACCCCGAGUUCCCGGCAUGUCCGUCAGCAUUGGGCUACAAGGAGCUGGGACCUGGCUCCCCCCAGACUCAAGGCAUCAUCUGGAAGCGGCCCACGGAGCUGAGUCCCAGCCCGCAGUUCAUCGUUGGCGGAGCCUCGCGCACAGACGUCUGCCAGGGCGACCUGGGGGACUGCUGGCUCCUGGCGGCCAUUGCCUCCCUGACCCUGAAUGAGAGGCUGCUGUCCCGCGUGGUGCCGGCGGACCAGAGCUUCCAGGAGAACUACGCAGGCAUCUUCCAUUUCCAGUUCUGGCAGUACGGCGAGUGGGUGGAGGUGGUGGUGGACGACAGGCUGCCCACCAGGGACGGGCGACUGCUGUUCCUGCACUCGGCCGAGGGCACAGAGUUCUGGAGUGCGCUGCUGGAGAAGGCCUACGCCAAGCUCAAUGGUUCCUAUGAGGCUCUGGCUGGCGGCUCCACAGUGGAGGGGUUUGAGGACUUCACUGGUGGCAUUUCGGAGUUUUAUGACCUGCGGAAGCCACCAGCCAAUCUGUACCGCCUCAUCCGGAAGGCCCUGCGCAAGGGGUCUCUGCUGGGCUGCUCCAUCGAAGUCUCCAGCGUGGCUGAAGCCGAAGCCAUCACCCGCCAGAGGCUGGUCAAGAGCCAUGCAUACUCUGUCACUGGAGCUGAAGAGGUCGAGGUCCUUGGCCACCUGGAGCAGCUGAUCCGACUGCGGAACCCAUGGGGCGAGGUGGAGUGGACGGGGGCCUGGAGCGACAGUGCGCCGGAGUGGAGCCGCAUUGACCCCCGGCGGCGGGAGGAGCUGGGCCGGAAGGCAGAGGACGGCGAGUUCUGGAUGUCCUUCUCUGAUUUCCUGGAGCAGUUCUCCCGCCUGGAGAUCUGUAACCUGUCCCCGGACUCCCUAAGCAGCGAGGAAGCUCACCAGUGGAGCCUGCUGCUGCUCCAAGGCCGCUGGGCAAGGGGCGCCACCGCCGGCGGCUGCCAGAACUACCCUGCCACGUACUGGACCAAUCCGCAGUUCAAAAUCCACCUGGAUGAGGCAGACGAGGACCAGGAGGAAGGCAUGGCAGAGCCCUGCUGCACCGCGUUGGUGGGGCUGAUGCAGAAGGACCGGCGCCGGCGCCGGCGGCUUGGCCAGGGCCUGCUGAGCAUUGGCUUUGCUGUCUACCAGGUCCCCAAGGAGCUGGCGAGCCACACAGACACACACUUGGGCCGAGACUUCUUCCACGGCCACCAGCCGGCAGCACGCUCAGGCGCCUAUGUCAACCUGUGGGAGGUGUGGGGCCGUGUGCAGCUGCCACCCGGCGAGUACCUGCUGGUGCCAUCCACCUUUGAGCCCUUCAAGGAUGGCGACUUCUGUCUCCGUGUGUUCUCUGAGAAGAAGGCCCGGGCCCUGGAAGUUGGGGAUGUUGUGGCUGGAGUCCCACAUGAGCCACAGCUUUCGGAAGGUGGCCACGGGGACCCAGAGCUCCUGAGCCUAUGUGAGGAGCUCACGGGAAAGUAUUCUGAGAUUGGUGCCAACGAGCUCAAGAAGGUUCUAAAUGGGGCGUUUUCCACACGAACCGACAUGAAGUUCGAUGGAUUCAGCAUCCACACUUGCCGGGAGAUGGUCAGCCUACUGGACAGCACCGGCACGGGCACCCUGAGGCCCGCGGAGCUCAGGACGCUCUGGCUGAAGAUCUGGAAGUAUCUGGAGAUCUACCAGGAAGUGGCUCACAACCAGCUGGGGACCAUGGAGGCCCAUGAGAUGAGGACGGCCCUCAGGAAGGCAGGGUUCACCCUCAACAGCCAGGUGCAGCAGACGAUUGCCUCUCGGUGUUCAGGCGGCACGCUCCACCUUGACUUCGACGGCUUCGUGGCCUGUGUGGUCCGCCUAGAGACCCUCUUCAAACUAUUCAAGCUCUUGGACCAGAAUCAGACUGGUAUCAUUCAGCUCUCCCUGGCUGAGUGGCUGUGCUGUGUGCUGGUCUGAGCAGCGUCCGGCAACUCUGGACCUUGGAGACUUUCCUGCCCCAGCUUUUCCCUCCCAUGG